CGCUGUCAACGCUCUGCGUGCAAGUCCCCGCGGGCGCUCGGCGGACUCCAGGCUCGGGGCCGCCCGGCUAAGGCGAGGCGCGCUCCCGGGCGCGGGGAGGGCACCAAGUUCCAACAUGUGCGACAGUGGGUCCGGAGAAGAGGAAGCGUCUAUGGACUGUGCCGCCAGCACUGUGGAUUCCCUGAUCAGCUUGCCGUUUGCCACUAUAGAUAUUGAAGAUGCUUACGGAGUCACUGAUGGGCCUCAGAUUAACUCGAAGAGGAGUAAAGAAAAGGAAACAGUCAAGAGCAAGCAAAUAAAGAAGAGGAAGAAGAAGCGCAAGGACUAUCAGCCCAACUACUUCCUGUCCAUUCCCAUCACCAACAAAAAGAUUACAGGCGGAAUUAAGACUCUGCAAAGCACGAUAAUAGAGCAAGAUCAGCGCCUGGCUAAAGCCAUGGUUGGUGAUGGCUCCUUCCACGUUACCUUGCUAGUGAUGCAGCUGUUAAAUGCAGAUGAAGUGAACAUCGGUGUGGAUGCACUUUUGCAGUUGAAGCCGUCGGUAGAAGAUGUCCUCCAGGGCCGGCAGCUGACGUUACCCUUCCAAGGGACUGACACCUUCGGAAAUCAGGUUGGCUUCGUGAAGCUGGCGGAUGGAGACCACAUCCCCCCACUUUUAGAGAUUGCAGAGAUUGCAAAGAGAACGUUUCAAGAAAAAGGUGUCCUGGCAGGAGAAAGCAGAAGUUUUAAGCCUCACUUGACCUUUAUGAAGUUGUCCAAAGCCCCCUGGCUCUGGAAGCACGGAGUGAAAAAGAUAGAUCCCAAGUGGUAUGAAAAAUUUAUCAACCACAGAUUUGGAGAAGAAACCCUGUACCGCAUAGAUCUUUGUUCCAUGGAGAAGAAAAAACAAAGUAAUGGUUACUAUCACUGUGAGUCUUCAAUUGUGGUUGGUGACAAGAAUGGAGGGGAGCCGGAUGACGCUGAGCUAGUAAGACUGAGUAAGAGGCUGGUGGAGAAUGCGGUGCUCAAGGCUGUGCAGCAGUACCUGGAAGAAACCCAGAACAAAAAGCAGCCAGGGGAGGGCAGCUCUGUGACAGCCGAAGAGGCCGAUCGCAUCGGCAAUGACAGUGAUAACAGGAAAUGAGACCGGAAGUGGGGUCCAGCCGCUCUGUGCAGUGCAUCCCGCCCUCCCUCUGCUAAGCCUGGACGCUGACUUGCCGUGUGCUCUUUAAAUGUCUCUUGUCUUGCCCAAGGAGACGGCCUAACACUCACGAUCGAUGUGUUUGCGCUUCUGAAACACAACAGAAGUGAAGCAGAAUGCUUGGGACUAGCAGAGGAAAUCAGUUUAUGGAAGAAGAAUGGGCCCUGUUUCCCUUGCCUUCAACCAUGAACAGGGAGGGGACUCAGGUUCCGCCUGCCUCCUGGAACCAGCGGCUGGGAGAGGCCUGGCCCUGAGCGCAACACUGCCGCUUCUAUUACAUGGGGCAUUCGACUACUUUACCUGAGGCCAAACUCACACACAGCUAUCAAGUGCAAAGUUCAGUUCAUCACUGUCAAAAUUAUCGUGGUCCUUAAUAUUUCGUGUUUGACCUCCGCCUGCUGUCACUAUGCACUGAUCUUCAUUUCCAGUAAUUUAUGUUCUAUGUAAAUGAUAUAUUUUUGGCAAAAUGCAAUCUUUUCUAUAAAAUGUGGGCAACAUUUUAAAGGUUU
Molecule: messenger RNA, 1689 nt
Organism: Chinchilla lanigera (long-tailed chinchilla)
Lineage: Eukaryota; Metazoa; Chordata; Mammalia; Rodentia; Chinchillidae
Gene: Akap7
Product: A kinase (PRKA) anchor protein 7
Cellular component (GO): cytosol
Molecular function (GO): protein kinase A regulatory subunit binding
Source: RefSeq, a predicted model, not a curated record